Messenger RNA from Caenorhabditis briggsae, 567 nucleotides. It is a transcript of the gene Cbr-tomm-20, whose product is annotated as Protein CBR-TOMM-20. Lineage: Eukaryota; Metazoa; Nematoda; Chromadorea; Rhabditida; Rhabditidae. Bases 1 to 567 code for a protein of 188 amino acids. Gene Ontology annotation, biological process: protein import into mitochondrial matrix; protein targeting; tRNA import into mitochondrion. Gene Ontology annotation, molecular function: transmembrane protein transporter activity. The transcript is spliced from 3 exons. The record is from RefSeq and is a predicted model, not a curated record. Gene Ontology annotation, cellular component: mitochondrial outer membrane; mitochondrial outer membrane translocase complex.
AUGACCGACACACUUUUUGGAUUCAACAAAUCGAAUGUCGUGUUGGCAGCCGGUGUCGCCGGUGCUGCAUUCCUCGGGUAUUGCAUCUACUUCGAUCACAAGCGAAUCAACGCUCCAGAUUAUAAGGACAAGAUUCGGCAAAAGAGACGCGCUCAAGCAGGAUCCGGGGGAAUGGCUGCUCGUCGUCCGCCCGCAGGUGGUAACGAGAUGGCCCCAGACGUUACCGAUCCAAGUCAAAUGCAAAGGUUCUUCUUGCAAGAGGUUCAGCUCGGAGAAGAGUUGAUGGCCGCUGGAAAUGUGGAAGAGGGAGCAGUGCAUAUUGCCAACGCCGUCAUGCUGUGCGGAGAAUCUCAACAACUUCUUUCCAUCUUCCAGCAGACAUUGUCAGAAGAACAGUUCCGCGCUGUUGUUCAACAACUGCCAUCAACACGUGAACGUCUGGCUGAUAUGUUCGGAGCUAGAGCUGACGAAGCCGAGAAUGAGCCACCACUCGUUCAAUAUCUCGGAGAUGGACCACCACCAGCACAAAUUCAAGAGCUUAUCGAUGAUACUGAUGACUUGGAGUAA